Molecule: messenger RNA, 2895 nt
Organism: Electrophorus electricus (electric eel)
Lineage: Eukaryota; Metazoa; Chordata; Actinopteri; Gymnotiformes; Gymnotidae
Gene: hadhaa
Product: hydroxyacyl-CoA dehydrogenase trifunctional multienzyme complex subunit alpha a
Biological process (GO): fatty acid beta-oxidation
Cellular component (GO): mitochondrion; mitochondrial fatty acid beta-oxidation multienzyme complex
Molecular function (GO): enoyl-CoA hydratase activity; NAD+ binding; long-chain (3S)-3-hydroxyacyl-CoA dehydrogenase (NAD+) activity
Source: RefSeq, a predicted model, not a curated record
GGUCUCACCUGCGCCUUUAGCUCGAGCUGGACGCGUUCAUCAUGGCAGGCGCGAGGGUUGUCGGUGCAUUGUGCCGAAUUGCAGCGAGCAAGCAUGCACCGUUCUCGGGGAACAGAUACCGGAGCCUCUCUGUAUCUGCAGUGUUAUCGGCUCGUACUCACGUUAACUAUGAGCUGAAAGAUGACGUGGCCGUUGUGCGUCUCAACGAUCCAACCUCUAAGGUCAACACCCUUUCGAAGCAGAUGGAAGCUGAGAUAACUCAAGUAAUGAAUGAGGUUUGGGGAAACGCACAAGUAAAAAGUGCCGUGGUCAUCUCUACCAAGCCAGGCUGCUUCGUCGCGGGGGCUGACAUCAACAUGAUCAAAGCCUGCAAGAGCGCAGAGGAAGUGACCUCACUGUCACAGGAAGGACAGAAGAUGUUUGAGAAGAUCGAGAAAUCGCCGAUCCCGGUCGUGGCAGCCAUUAACGGUUCCUGUCUGGGCGGGGGCCUGGAGCUUGCAAUCGCUUGUCAGUACCGCCUGGCCACGAAGAGUAAGAAAACCGUGCUGGGAACACCCGAGGUGUUGCUGGGUCUGCUCCCAGGGGCCGGGGGCACGCAACGACUUCCUAAAAUGGUGGGACUUCCUACCGCGUUUGAUAUGAUGCUAACAGGAAGAAACAUCCGGGCAGACAAGGCCAAGAAAAUGGGUCUACUCCACCAAAUCAUCGACCCACUGGGUCCAGGACUAAAGAGUCCAGAGGAGAGGACUAUGGAAUAUUUGGAGGAGGUGGCAGUGGGCGUGGCUAAAGAUCUUGCUGCUAAGAAAGUCACUGUGGACAAGAAGAAAGGCUUAAUCCAGAAGCUGCAGGACGUGGUUAUGGGAUUUCCCUUUGUGAGGAAACAGAUCUACAAUACAGUUACCAAGAAAGUGAUGAAGCAGACUAAAGGUCUUUAUCCAGCACCCCUCAAAAUCAUAGAGUGUGUACAGUCUGGUGUGGAGAAAGGUUCUUCUACAGGAUACCAGGUGGAGUCAGAGAACUUCGGCAAACUGGGGAUGACGGCGGAAUCGAGAGCUCUGAUUGGCCUGUACCAAGGUCAAGUGGCCUGCAAAAAGAACAACUUUGGCACUCCAGAGAGAGAACUGAAGACCUUGGCCAUCCUCGGGGCGGGACUGAUGGGAGCCGGUAUCGCCCAGGUAACGGUGGACAAAGGCGUGGCCACCAUCCUGAAAGACACCACGCUAGAGGGUCUGGCCAGAGGUCAACAGCAAGUGUACAAGGGGCUGAACGAUAAGGUGAAGAAGAGGGGCAUAACGUCAUUCGAGAGGGAUGCGACCCUGUCCUUUCUGACGGGGCAGCUGGACUACAGCGGCUUCCAGAAGGCCGACAUGGUGAUCGAGGCCGUGUUCGAAGACCUGGCGAUCAAACACCAGGUGUUGAAGGAGGUAGAAGCGGUGACUCCUGCCCACUGUAUAUUUGCGUCCAAUACAUCAGCGCUACCCAUCAGAGAUAUUGCUGCUGUCAGCAAGAGACCUGAGAAGGUUAUUGGGAUGCACUACUUUUCCCCAGUGGACAAGAUGCAGUUGCUGGAGAUCAUCACCACAGACAAAACGUCCAAGGACACUACCGCGUCCGCCGUGGCUCUGGGCCUCCGACAGGGCAAAAUCAUCAUAGUAGUGGGGGAUGGUCCAGGAUUCUAUACAACACGCUGCUUGGCUCCCAUGUUGGCAGAAGCAGUCCGACUCCUGCAGGAAGGGGUGGGGCCAAAAAUGCUAGACUCCUUGACGACAAGUAUUGGGUUUCCUGUCGGCAUGGCAACCCUGGCGGAUGAGGUCGGUAUUGACGUGGCGGCCCACGUAGCAGAGGAUCUUGGGAAGGCGUUUGGUCAGAGAUUCGGUGGCGGCAAUGUGGAGUUGCUGAAGACCAUGGUUCAGAAAGGGUUUAAAGGCCGUAAAUCUGGUAAGGGUUGCUUCCUCUAUGGAGCCAAGUCAAAGGACAAGCAAGUGAACCCUGGAGCUGAGGAGAUUCUGAAGACCUUUAAACUAACGGCGCCCCCUGCUGUGUCCGGAAACGAGGACGUGCAGUAUCGCCUGAUCUGCAGGUUCGUGAAUGAGGCCGUUCUGUGUCUGCAGGAGGGAAUUCUUCCCGAUCCCAUUCAGGGUGACAUCGGAGCCGUGUUCGGUCUGGGCUUCCCUCCCUGCUUCGGAGGCCCAUUCCGCUUCGUGGACACGUUCGGAGCCGACCGGCUGCUUCAGAAGAUGAAACGUUAUGAAGAGUUUUACGGGAAUCACUUUACCCCAUGCCAGCUCCUCCAGGACCAUGCCAGAGACCCUAGCAAAAGGUUCCACAAGUAAACUUGGGUCAAAGGUCACAACCCACCAACCGUUUGACCUCGGCGCGGCCUGUCCGUCCAUCAAUAGCUUCACGCUUGGAGUCUGGAUGAGAAACAUAUUUUUACUGAUGUGAUGAAUGCCUUUUCAGACAUGAGAACUGUGUUUAAGGGGCUGUUUACCUCAAUAUAAACAUUUUUAUUUUAGUAACAGUCAAGAUUUCAGUUGCUUCUAAUAAAUUGGCACUAAUAAAACCCUGCUAAUGAAGAAUAAGCCAGUCUUUUUUUUUUUUUAUCUAUUUAACAAUCUCACCGUUUAACUAUUAAUUAUUUAACGAUAGAAGCAACUGACGUACUUUCAUACGCAUCGGGUACUACCUGCAAUAUCGCCACAGCGCCUCUAGGGGGCGCCCGAGACGCGGUGUCUUUCUGACGCUGUCGGUUUAGUGAAUUUGUUUUAUUUUUGCCUUCUUUUUAAUUGUGUAUAAUUUUCAUUUAGUUAAAUGUCGAUCCACUGCCUUUUCCAGAAUGUUCUCAGCCCGUUUUCAUGCUCACCUGCCAAAUAAAGCAAAUUCCAUGGCACUAAA